GUUCCGUUCUUCAUAUCUUUCAUCUCGUCUCGUUUGUUGCCUUGCCUCUCCCGAGCUGUGCUCUUUCUGUUACAAAAUAGCGCAUAUAAACGUGUGAAGUGACCGGCCACAUCCACCGACCUGACCACGCAUUUCCAGCUCAUGAUGAAAAUGGACGGCUGGCGAGACCACCUCCACUUCGCGUUCCUCGGCGAGCACGUCCUACUCCCCAACCUUCACCUUGACUCCUUUUCCAAGUUCACCGUCGCGUCGUUUCUCACCGUCUUUGUCUGUCUCACUGAAAGGUUGAUCACGCAUGCGAUUGCGAAACACUGGGGCCCCGCGCGCGUACGCCGCUCGCGCUUCCGCAAUGCGCUCUGGCGGGCCGUCUUGUACUGGCUCGUCACGUUUGCCAGAUUGAUGUACAUGCUAAUUGCCAUGACAUUCAGUGUGGGCUUGAUCGUUAUAACAGUUACGACACUUUCCUUCGGCCAGUUCAUCAUCGAAUACCUCGACUCAGCUUCACACAACCACCCGCCAGACACUGAGGACUUCAAAGAGCCGCUCCUCCCCACGCAUAAUUACCUCUCCGGGCCAAGUUCGCCGCCCUCACCCCCAUCCUACCCUCCCUCUGCAGCAGCGCCACAGCCAGCACCGCGGCCACACCUCUACCGUCCCGCGCAGGCUGAAAGCCAGAGUCAGAACAACUAUCCCUACGCCACGCGCCCCCAUACGCGACGCACGCGCUCGAAGCCGGAGAACCUCAACCUGUACAUUCACCCGAGCGAAUCGAAUAUUGCGCGUGCCGACGCUGCAGUGCACGAGCUUGGGUUGUACAGCAGUGGCUCAGAGAUCGACUAUGAGGAUGAGGAUAUGCAGGCGCGCGCGCACGAGCCUGGCGAGGGGUGGGAGCAUGGCACUGGACGCGAGGUCGCGCGCGAGCUCAUGGGGAAGUACUAGAGUCGUGGAGUGUCUUGACCACCGUGCAGGUGGUCCGCUAGUUGUUCGUAGAUAUAGGAUAGGCCGUAGUGUACGUUGUAGCAUAUUAGUCUCCGUGGUUGAUACCCGCCGCGGCGAGCGAGCCUCCCGCCCCCCAGUCUAGCUGUCGCGCAUCUGUAUGCUCUU
Molecule: messenger RNA, 1104 nt
Organism: Postia placenta MAD-698-R-SB12
Lineage: Eukaryota; Fungi; Basidiomycota; Agaricomycetes; Polyporales; Adustoporiaceae
Exons: 6
Coding region: 151-939 (262 amino acids)
Source: RefSeq, a predicted model, not a curated record